Molecule: messenger RNA, 1354 nt
Organism: Lactuca saligna
Lineage: Eukaryota; Viridiplantae; Streptophyta; Magnoliopsida; Asterales; Asteraceae
Source: the annotation of a GenBank genome assembly
UUUUUUUGUAGGAAAUGAGGCAUUUGAGAAGCUCGGAACAUUUGGAAUGAUGUCAAAUUUGUUGGUGUACCUUACGACUGUGUUUAAUAUGUCUAGUAUCACCGCCACCACUCUCCUCAAUGUAUUCGAUGGCAGCAUCAAUUUCGCCACCUUGUUGGGCGCCUUCCUUUGUGAUUCCUACUUCGGUCGCCACCUUACCUUGGGUCUUUCUUGCAUUGCAUCCUUCGCUGGUUUGCUUUUAGUUGAUCUAACUGCGGUGUUCAAACAACUUCAUCCUCCUGAAUGUGGAUCAAAACAGGAAUCCGGGAAGAGAGGGAUAACGAGCUUCUUCAAUUGUGCUAAUAAAAUGUAUGUGAAAGUAAAGCCUGAUGGUAGUCCGUUCACAAGCAUGGCGAGGGUUCUGGUGGUAGCCGUGAAAAAGCGACGGUUGAAACUACCGCAACAACCGCAGUUGUGUCUUUACAGUUAUACACCACCGAAGUCGAUUAAUUUAGCUCUACCUUAUUCGAACAAAUAUAGAUUUCUUAACAAGGCAGCAAUCGUGACACCCAAAGAUACAUUCAACCCAGAUGGGUCGACAUCCGACCCAUGGAACCUAUGCAGCAUCCAACAAGUAGAAGAAUUCAAAUGUGUUAUAAAAGCUGGACCCAUAUGGAUUGGAGUUAUAACAUACUUCAUGGUAAUGAUCCAACAAAUGCAAUAUGCUGUCUUCCAAGCCCUUCAAUCCAAUAGACGCUUUUUCAACACCAACAUUCAAAUUCCUGCAGCUUCAUACAACAUCUUCACAAUGCUCACUAUUGUCAUAUUUGUACCUAUAUACGAUCGUCUCAUUGUCCCCCAACUACGUCGUAUCACAGUUUCGGCUUUGGUGGAAGAGAAAAGGAGGAAUCUUGCCUUUACAAAACCAACUUUAGGUUACCAACCCCACAGAGGGGAAAUUUCAUCGAUGUCAGCAUUAUGGCUAAUUCCACAACUUUGUUUUGCUGGGUUGGCUGAGUCAUUUACUGCAAUAGGUUUACAAGAGUUUUACUAUAGACAAUUUCCGGAGAACAUGAGAAGUGUUGCGGGUGCUUUCUUCUUCAGUGGACUUGCAGUAUCGAGUUACUUAAAUGGUUUUUUGGUGACAAUUAUUCAUCGAACAACCAAAGGGGCUGCCACGGGAAAUUGGUUGCCUGAGGAUCUUAACAAGGGUAGAUUGGACUAUUUCCAUUUUCUAAUGACUUGUAUUGGGAUCAUGAAUCUAGGCUACUUUCUGUUGUUUUCAAGUUGGUAUAGAUACAAAGAAACGAAUUGUGCCCAAGAUGGUGAUGUCAUGGUGGAGAUGGAGAAAAAACCUGAUAAAUCUUUGGUUUAA